AUGUAUUGCGCCAAGCUGUCUGACAUCUGUGACGCGUGUGUGUCACCACUACAUAUGAUUUCACAGUGGUUACAAGUACCAUUUCAGCAUGGGAUCCACCACCACGUGCCGCACAAUUUCCAAAAGCAUCAUACAGGUAAAAGGCAGGCAGUAUCCAAGGAGACUCGAGAUGUCCCAGUUGGACGUUGUGAGGAAGAGUACACCGUACUGUACUCCGUUCUCAUUGGGGCAUCCAGCGUGGCUCCCCUGCAUACCUGGAGUACUGCCCGAGGCGCAAACAAUAAGCUCCGUUUGGCCACAAAAUGGCUUCGCUAUUACUGGCCAGAGCAACAGCUACACUGA
Messenger RNA from Trypanosoma rangeli, 342 nucleotides. RefSeq lists its product as uncharacterized. The record is from RefSeq and is a predicted model, not a curated record. Bases 1 to 342 code for a protein of 113 amino acids. The transcript has a single exon. NCBI's taxonomy places the organism in Eukaryota, Euglenozoa, Kinetoplastea, Trypanosomatida, Trypanosomatidae.